Molecule: messenger RNA, 816 nt
Organism: Enterobius vermicularis (human pinworm)
Lineage: Eukaryota; Metazoa; Nematoda; Chromadorea; Rhabditida; Oxyuridae
Source: the annotation of a GenBank genome assembly
AUGAAUCAUGUUGCAUGUUUAUCACCGUUGAAACAUUGCGAAAAAUUGGAAGAGCUCUAUCUGCGACGUAACGAUAUUGUUAGCCUUAAUGAAUUGGAACAUUUAAAGAAUCUAAAAAACUUGAAGAUUCUAUGGAUCGACGACAAUCCAUGUACCGUUGGUGUCAAUCAUCGGCCACGUGUACUAAAAAUUCUACCAACUUUAACUCGUCUUGAUGACAAACCAGUAACAAUCGAUGAUUUACGUGAAAUGCGUGAACUUGGACGUCGUCGGGGUAGUAGCGAAUUUGAAAUUGCAUGUGGUGAUGAUCGACGAAUUGUUGAUACUUUGUUGCCAAAUAAUUCGCAACUUUUGGACCUGACAUCCAGUCGUUCAUCGUGUACACUGAACGAAGAUGUUGCAUCCUAUAAAUCGCUGCAGUCAUCGAUGUAUGAAAGUUUGAUUAACGAUGAUGUCAUUGAUGAAGAUCAAUCAUGGCAAGAUUUCAGCUUAGAUGAGAAACGUACAAUUGUACCGGAUGGAUCAAUGUAUUUGCUGUCAGAAAAUCCAAUGAAUUCAAUAAUGUAUCAAAGUAUGUAUGAAGGUUCACAAAGUGCUCGGCAUAUCGGCUCCUAUAAGAUACCGGUAUCUGUACACCAGCGAAGUAUCAGUUUACCAAGGCGAAAAAAUAAUACUUUUUCACUAAGUCCAUUAAAAAAUGUUCAAAGAAGGGAAAAAAUAAUGUCAGCAAUAAAUGUUUUAUUGGACGAAUUGGAUGCUGACGGUUUGCGGCGAGUCGUUGAUGAAGCUCAGAGGAGGAUUAAAAAACAAAGAUGA